Xiphophorus hellerii (green swordtail) is the source of this 3534-nucleotide messenger RNA. RefSeq names its product extracellular calcium-sensing receptor-like. Bases 211 to 2847 code for a protein of 878 amino acids. Lineage: Eukaryota; Metazoa; Chordata; Actinopteri; Cyprinodontiformes; Poeciliidae. Gene Ontology annotation, cellular component: plasma membrane. The record is from RefSeq and is a predicted model, not a curated record. Gene Ontology annotation, molecular function: G protein-coupled receptor activity. Gene Ontology annotation, biological process: G protein-coupled receptor signaling pathway. The transcript is spliced from 9 exons.
AAUGUUGCAAUUAAUAUUUUGCUGGUUUAUUACUCUCUUAAAUAAAGAAUGAAGAAGAAAGCAUUACAUCCCCAUAGGCCACCCAUGAGGCCACAACAAUGCUCUGAUGGGUGGCGUGAAUAAUUACACAGAGAAAGGAACAGGCUGCUGUAGUCCUCUAUAUAAAAUUAGCUACGAGUCUCGCAGGCUGGCCGGUGUGGAAGAGCAGUUAUGGUGGCUUUAUUUGUUAGAUAUUUCCUCAUGAACUUCUAUCAGUUCAUGAUUUAUUCCUCCCUUUUCUUCCCGGAGUCUUCCUUUCUUUCCUCGUCCUGUAAGCUGCUGAGAACGUUUUACCUCAAUGGUCUGCACAAGCCUGGCGACGUGAUCCUGGGCGGGCUGUUCGAGGUCCACUACAGCUCCGUCUUUCCUGAGCAGACCUUCACCUCAGCGCCACAUCCGCCCAGCUGCCAGGGGUUUGAAACUCUAGGGUUCAGACAUGCUAUGACUAUGGCUUUUGCCGUUGAGGAGAUCAACAAGAACCCCGAUCUGCUGCCAAACCUGACCCUGGGAUACAGCCUUUAUGAUAACUGUGCCACUCUUAGCAUUGGGUUCAGCGCUGCCUUGGCAAUGGCCAGCGGGCAGGAGGAGCAGUUUUCGAUUCAAGAGAGCUGUUCAGGAACCCCUCCAGUUGUGGGAAUUGUUGGUGAUCCUUUUUCCACGUUUUCUAUAGCUGCCUCAGACGUUUUAGGUUUGUACAGGCUGCCUAUGGUGAGUUAUUUUGCCACGUGUUCUUGCCUAAGCGAUCGCCAGCGUUUUCCAUCUUUCUUCAGAACAAUCCCAAGUGACGCUUUCCAGGUCCGUGCCAUGAUUCAGAUUCUGAAGCACUUUGGCUGGACCUGGGCGGGCCUCCUGGUCAGUGACGACGACUAUGGCCUUCAUGUUUCCAGAUCAUUCCAAACUAACCUGACUCGAUCGGGCGGCGGCUGUCUGGCGUACACGGAGGUUUUACCGUGGGGAGACAAUCCGAGGGAAUAUAAAAGGGUCGUUGAUGUUAUGGCAAAGUCCACGGCACGCGUAGUGAUUGUGUUUGCACAUCAGAUGCACAUGAUCCAACUCAUGGAACAGGUGGUGAAGCAGAAUGUGACAGGGCUGCAGUGGGUUGCCAGCGAGGCCUGGACGUUACUGGAAGGCCUCCAGAUCUCUGCUUUCACGUCGUUUCUUGGUGGAACUCUGGGCAUCGCUGUCCGUCGCGGAGAAAUACCAGGACUCAGAGACUUCCUGCUGAGAAUUCAUCCUGACCAGCACAACAUCUCAGAAAAUAGCAUGGUGAAGCAGUUUUGGGAGCACACGUUUCAGUGCAAGUUUCUGCUGCCUGCAGCAGGUUUGGCAGAAGACGCUGGAGUGCAAUGCACCGGACGAGAAGACCUGAACAGUGUGACUACUGACCUGCUAAAUGUGUCAGAACUCAGGCCUGAGUAUAAUAUUUACAAAGCUGUGUACGCGCUGGCACAUGCUCUUCAUGACAUGCUGAGCUGCAUCCCAGGGCGAGGGCCUUUCAGAGGGAACAAAUGUGCGUCUUUGCAAACAUUAGAGCUCUGGCAGCUAAUGCACUACCUGGAACGGGUCAACUUCACCACACCGUUUGGUGACCAAGUCACGUUCGAUGAAAACGGCGACGCAUUACCAAUAUACGAUAUCAUGAACUGGAUUUGGCUGCCCGACGGAACAAUUAAAGUUCAGAGUGUCGGGGAGGUUCAGAGGUCUGCGUCCAGAGAGGAAGAACUCACAAUUGAUGAAGUCAAAAUCUUCUGGAACUUUGAAUCUAAAAAACCGCCCAGGUCUGUGUGCAGUGACAGCUGCCCCCCUGGAACGCAUAUGGUGAGGAGGAAAGGAGAGCCUCUGUGCUGUUUUUAUUGUGUCCCGUGCUCUGAAGGAAAGGUCAGCAACAAAACUGACUCCUUGGAGUGCUUUAAUUGUCCUGAGGAUUUCUGGUCCAGCCCCCAACGAGAUCACUGCAUUCCUAAGAAAACUGAGUUCCUCUCCUAUCAGGAACCUCUGGGUAUCUGUUUGACAGUGACCUCGUUGCUGGGAACGUCAGUCUGCGCCGUCGUUCUGGGGAUCUUCACCUACCAUCGCACCACACCCAUUGUACGAGCCAACAAUUCAGAACUCAGCUUCCUGCUCCUGGUGUCGCUCAAGCUGUGCUUCCUGUGUUCGCUGCUGUUCAUCGGACGACCCAGGCUGUGGACAUGCCAGCUGAGACACGCUGUAUUUGGGAUCAGCUUUGUGCUUUGUGUGUCCUGCAUCCUGGUGAGAACCAUGGUGGUUCUGGCUGUGUUCAAAGCCUCUAAACCAGGAGGUGGCACCUAUCUAAAGUGGUUUGGUGCUGUGCAGCAAAGAGGAACGGUUUUUGCUCUCACUUGCAUUCAGGUAGCAAUUUGCACCGCAUGGAUUGUCACCGCGUCACCGGCACCUCAUAAAAACACUCAGUACCACAAUGACAAGAUUGUUUAUGAGUGUGUCGUUGGGUCCAUAAUUGGUUUCAGCGCUUUACUGGGUUAUAUCAGUGUACUCGCCAUCCUUAGCUUUGUGUUAGCAUUUUUGGCGAGAAAUCUUCCCGACAACUUCAACGAGGCCAAACUCAUCACGUUCAGCAUGCUGAUCUUCUGUUCUGUGUGGGUGGCCUUUGUUCCUGCUUAUAUCAACUCUCCGGGCAAAUACGCAGACGCAGUGGAGGUGUUCGCCAUCCUUGCUUCCAGUUUUGGCCUUUUGGUGGCGCUGUUUGGACCUAAAUGUUACAUAAUUCUGCUGAGACCAGAAAGAAACACAAAGAAAGCCAUCAUGGGUCAUAGAACUACAAAAUGUUAAAGGGCAGCUUAUGUACAAUUUAUGUUAUCGCUGCAGCCUGUUAACAAAGACAGUGGAAUUAUUCAUCUCUAAUUCAUUCACUGAAACUUAAAAACAUUUGUCAAUAGCAUUGUUUGGUGUGAUAUGUACAAAUAUUUGCUUUACUAAUAUAUGAAAAAUUGUGAGAGAAAAACAAACACUGUGCCUUUUUAACCAAGAUUUAGAUUUAUUUUUCUUUAAAGCGCGUUUUAAGAUACUUAGAGUACAAGCUCAUCCACUUUUAGAUAUUUGCACAAUAUAUCAGCUCAGAGAAACAUUUUGUUUGUUCAGUACAACUAAUUUAUAUGUUUCUUUGUGUCUAUAAAACAUUUUUCCUCCAAAUUGUUUGUUUAAUCCCUGAAUAUUGUCAGCUAAAUCCUGAUUGGGAGUGUUUUUAAUCUGGUACUUAUAAGAUGCCACUUUCUCAAUGUCAGUUCCCAGAAUGUUCAGUGGGUGUUAGUUCACCCAAAUCUCUCAUGUAAAAAAACUGACCAAAGAAAAAAAAAAUCAUGGUACUCUUUGAUCUAAAAUUAAAAAGAAACAUAUGUGAUCAUUUGAAAACCUACUCAAUGGUCAUGAUAAACAAUCUUACAGUUUUUUCAAGUUUUGUGCAAAAAUAUGUCUUGUUUGCCUCAUCCAGGGUAAAUAAAAAUAAAAAACUAAAUAAAU